Lottia gigantea (owl limpet) is the source of this 693-nucleotide messenger RNA. RefSeq lists its product as hypothetical. Lineage: Eukaryota; Metazoa; Mollusca; Gastropoda; Lottiidae. Gene Ontology annotation, molecular function: transcription factor binding. Gene Ontology annotation, biological process: positive regulation of transcription by RNA polymerase II. The record is from RefSeq and is a predicted model, not a curated record. The transcript has 8 exons. Bases 1 to 693 code for a protein of 230 amino acids.
AUGGGGGCCAGUUUAGAGACCCCUAGACGAAGAUCAUUGAGAUUACAGAGAAUGAAUGAUUUAUCCAGCUCCCAGUCCAGUGAAGAGUCGUCCUGUAUUGAUCUAACUGAUGAACACCCUGAAUAUAUAGAUCUAACAAGUUCAUUGAGCGUUUCUCCUUUAUCCCUCAGACCAGUUGUGUUACCAUUGUCUCCUAUAGAAGCUAGUACAGGUAGAAGAAGCAGAAGUAACAGUCGAAGAGGUCAGAGAUCUAGUUCUCGACGUGGAGACGAUAGUUCAGUAGAAAUUAUCUCAACACCUCAACCUUAUACUACUAACAGACGAGCCAAUCGUCGUAGAGGUAGAGCCACUGAACCAGAAUUAAACAAUUCAGUACAAAUAUUACCCACUACGGAUGUAGUUACUGUUGCUGACUCGUCUCAAGAGAGUCUAGAAGUUGCCUCCCCUCCCAGAAUAUCUAGCCUUGCUAAUAAUCCAAAUAUCUACACCUCCCCCAUUCCAGUCAAAAUAACCUGUCCUAUUUGUAUGGAUGAUGAUAGACAGAUCAAAAGAACUGGCCGACAGUUAACGUCAACAGUUUGUGGUCAUAUUUUCUGUAGUCAAUGUAUCAAACAGUCUCUACGAUCAUUCCAUACCUGUCCAACGUGUCGUAAAUCUUUACGUAUGAAUCAAAUCCAUCCCAUCUUUCUAUAA